AUGCUGGAUCAGGUAGUGCUCAUUGCAGGAGUAACGGUGUUGGGUGUGUUAGAGCAAGCUUACUUCUCUCUACAGGUGAUAUACGCCAGACGCAAGUACUCUGUCUCCCCACCCAGCACCUCAGGACCCCCAGAGUUUGAGAGGGUCUUCAGAGCUCAAGCCAACUGCUCUGAAUAUUUCCCGAUCUUCAUCAUCAUCCUAUGGGUGUCUGGACUCUUCUUCAGCCAAGGUCUGUCCGCACUAUGUGGACUCCUAUACCUGUACGGGCGCUACCAGUACUUCAGGGGCUAUGCUAAAUCGGCACAUGGACGACUAGCCCCUCUGUAUUUCAGUGCCAAGGUUCUGUGGGUUCUGAUCGGGUUCUCUACCCUGGGGAUUCUGGGUUUUAUGUGUCGGUUCUACCUGGAUCUGGACCUGAAGCAGCUCGCCAGUUCUGUCCUCGACCUGACUGAGGAGGAGGGGGGGGGAUUAUAAGGGAUGAGCAGGAGGAGAAGAGAUUAAAGGAGAGAUGAUGGGAUACACUAACAACUGUAGACAGGCUACCUUCAUUGCCAAAUCAAGACAACUACGGUAAAUGGAAUGGUUGAUUGAAGUAGGGAAAGGUAUGUUCCAACCGUGAGCUGCAGUUUUGAAAUAAUAGAUGUGUCCGGUCUAGGCCUAUUGCAGGCUAUUUUACGAACUGCUUAUGUGCCAUUUAGAUUGCAGUUACAGUCCCCCUAAACCAAGGCAUGUUUCAGACUGAAAUAUGGAACAAAAACAUUGUUUUGAUGAAAGCAAACAGGGUAGGCCUAUUCAUUAAUUAGUAAAGUUUAAUCUUUUCCAAAAACCUGCACACCAAGUGUAAGCUCAUAUCCUGCCAAAUGUGGGUACCAAAUGGUUAAGAAGGGAAUCAUUUAAGCUUUAAUGCUGUUAACUGUAUGUCUCAACUCAUAUUAUUAAGCUGAUUACUCCCUGUUAAAACGGGAGGAAACAGUGAUAUUGAUUAGAAAGAAGCACCUGUUUGGGUAGCGUAAGUCGCAGCUCAAAUUGUGCGUGCAGUCCUUCAUUUAGCAAACCACCUUGCAACUCCAGUAGGCCUAAGUGUUUUUCAAUUUAGACAGAAUAUAGGCCUAAACAUUUUAUUUAGUUGUUCAGUGUGCUCUCUGACUACUGUGCUAGCUAUCCGGUGUAUUUAGUGUCAUUAAUUUGGCAAAAGAAAAAGGCUUGUGGAAAAAGCAACUCCCUUGCUAUCAUUAUUGCCAAAUAAUAAAAUGUAAAUUAUCCACAUUUGUGAAUUCCAACUCUGUUUAAGCAAGGGAACUUCCAUACCAAAUUAGCAUGCAAUUUUUUAAAACCGAAAAAAAGUGGUUAGACUGUUGUCAUAUGUGUGCUGAUGCAUCCAAACAAUGUUAAAGCCCCAUGCUUAUUUUAUUUUGAAAUCAUUGUAUGUCUAAAUCUGUUUAUUUAUUGAAAAUAACUCAAUAUAUUUAUAAUUUAUAGCCUCCUUUUGCCAUUGAAAUGUUCAGUCUGAUAUUGUGGGUGUGUUGAUAAAAAUGUAAAUAUAUUUACAUACUCAGCCGUGAUUGGUGGCUAGAAUCCUCUAGACCAGGGAUGGGCAACUGGCAGCCCAGCCCUCCCUUUGUAGGCUCGCGGACCAAUGUUCAAAGAAAAGAUUGUUGCGAUCUAAACUUGCAGUAAUCAUGGUUGAAUUACCAAACAUUUCUCUCCACUCUAUUGCAAAAUGUGUAGAAAUGCAGAAAGUUAGCUGUAAAACGGCAAUUUUUUCUCUCUGCCCCAUGGCAAAAUGAGUAGAAUUGCAUGAAAUGAUUUAUAAAAUUGCAAAAUCUUCUCUCCACUCCAUUGCAAAAUGUGUAGAUUUUCAGCAAACUUGCUUUAAAACUGCAAAUUUUGCUUAGGGCCUCCAAAAGGUCUGCUCUGACUGCAUGUGUGGGUAUGCAGACCCACGAGCCAGUACGGCCUCCCAUGAUGAGUUCAGAUUUUUUGUGGCCCUCACCCCCAUCGAAGUUGCCCAUCCCUGGUCUAGACUCUCUAUAGCCUACCCCGUGUACCCCUUCAAAGUAGGAGGAUACAUAUGCAAAUUAAAGAUGACUGGUCAUUGGUCAGAAUAAUAUGAUUCUGAUGUCAUUAUACUUUUUUUUUUUUUUGUGCAUGUUAACUGACCAUUUUAUUUUGGGUAAGUAAAACAUGACCUGUUUU
Molecule: messenger RNA, 2196 nt
Organism: Salvelinus namaycush (lake trout)
Lineage: Eukaryota; Metazoa; Chordata; Actinopteri; Salmoniformes; Salmonidae
Gene: ltc4s
Product: leukotriene C4 synthase
Exons: 5
Coding region: 1-474 (157 amino acids)
Biological process (GO): leukotriene biosynthetic process
Cellular component (GO): membrane; nuclear envelope; endoplasmic reticulum
Molecular function (GO): leukotriene-C4 synthase activity; enzyme activator activity; glutathione transferase activity
Source: RefSeq, a predicted model, not a curated record